GAUAGUUUGAAACAAAUUGGGUGAUUGUCUGGCACCGUAUUAAACGGGGUCAGUUAUGAAAUAAUGUUAAUGUUAAUUGCGGAGACCAACACGGUUUAGUGGGAUUUCGGGCCGGAUGCAGGGAGAUCCGAAAAGAGAGUCCGGUUCUCUUAUUGACGUCAAGUUCUUUUUUUUUUCAUCUUCUGUUUUUGGUGUCGGAGGUUCAGAGUUUUCGUGGAUCACGGAUGGAAACAUGAGUAAGUGGUGGAGAGGUCGCAGCGAAAGAAUUCUGUGGUGGAGGAGCAGAUGGACGGAACGGUGAAGAGGUGGAGCAAUGAGUAAUGAAGAAUGCCGUGCCAUCCAAGUACUACUACUACUACAUGCUUCGAUGAUGUGAAAGUCGGUCAGUGUGCUUUAUACUUAGUUAGGCUGUGUAUAUGUGUUGUUAUGGAAACGGUCUGAACUAGUCGACAUCGAGGAGAGUAUCCCCCACGCGUGCAGAGGACAAGAAGAAGACCGCUCAAAACUUGUGCACUUGGUUCAGUCCGCGUCAGACAGACAACAACACACUACAAGCGACGUUACAAGAUUCAAAAUAAACACGCGCGCGUAAAGCCGCAUUAACAAAACUUUUAACAAUAACAAUAUUAUUAUAUUUUUAUCUGCAUUCAAAGUGACCAUAAAGUAUACACAGUACAGUGAAAACUAUAAAAAGUGUCAAGACAAAAUUCUAAUUUGGAUUAAAUUUUUCAUUACUUUCUUGGUUCCAAUUAUAUAAGGUGAUCCAAAAGCAUGAUUGUACGUUGGUCCGCGGUUGCGGUUCUCGGAACGUUCCUGUUCCUUCUAGUUUCUGCAACAUCUGCCAAGAAAGAGAAAUCUACGACUGAAGCGAAGUGUCCGAAGAUAUCAGAAUGUCCUUACAACGCCCAAUUCUGCGAAGACGACGAAGACUGUAAUCCUGAUAGCGCAUGCUGUAACAGCAGCUGCGGCAACGUCUGCACCAAACAAUUGUUCACAGGAUGUCAGACUUUGAGGACGGCGGCCGCGAGAAGAGCCAAGUCCCUGGGAGUCGAUGGUAAAAAGAACGUGAGGAUACCCAGAUGUGCGAGGGAUGGUGCCUUCGAACCCAUCCAAUGCAGCAACGAGAUCGUCAGCAGCUGUUGGUGCGUCGACGAGGCCGGUUUCGAGAUGCCAGGCACGAGGGCGCCGGCCGCAGCCCUCGUCAAUUGCACAGCACCCAAGCCUUGCGCCGCCCACACCUGCAGGAUGUUCUGUCCGCAUGGGUUCGCUCUGGCCAAGGACGGAUGUCCUCUUUGCAAGUGUCGCGAUCCGUGCGAAGAUGUCAAGUGUCCCGACGCAUUGGCCUGCCAACUGGAGGAGCUCUCGUGUAAAGAUCCACCAUGUCCCCCAAUUCCCACCUGUAAGAGAGGACGCAGUUUGGACAACAUCUGUCCAGUGGGAGAUCCACUUAGGAUUAGCGACACGGUGCGUCCUUUCCUUUGCGGAAACGAUCCAACUAAGCCCAACUGUCCACCAAUGUAUCAGUGCUUAGUACAACCAGGAAACGAUUAUGGUGUCUGCUGUCCGGCUUCGCUGCAAAUCCAGAAAACCGGAAGUUGCCCAGCCAAAACUGAACAGGUCUACGAAUGUGGUUCCAUGUGCACUCACGAUCUUGAAUGUCCCUCCGUUCAAAAGUGUUGCGAAACCGCUCAGUGCGGAUCAUCCUGCACACAUCCAUCAAAUGUCACUGAGUGUUUACACCAGAGAGCUUUAUCUGAAAUUUUGGCUGUAAGUGAACGAGCUGGUAGAGGAUAUGUGCCGCAAUGCGGUUCUGAUGGACACUUCGAGACGAGGCAGUGCAGCAGAAAUGGCUUAGUCUGUUGGUGCGUGGAUCGGAUGGGUAAAAAACUCAAAGGAUCGAUGGGUGCAGCUGAAAACGUCAAUUGCACUUUAGUCGAAGCUCGCAUCCAAACGCAGGGUCGUAGCAUUGCUGGUAAGCGAAACAAGUGCGAGCAUUUGGAAUGCGCUGCCAUUUGCGAGUAUGGCUUUAAGCUGGAUGACGAUGGUUGCCAUACCUGCAAAUGCGAUGAUCCGUGCGAAGGAUACGCUUGUCCAGAAGACGAGGAGUGCGUGAAUGUGAAAGAUUCAAGUUGCAUGGAUUUCCUGUGCCCUUCGCUUCCGGUGUGCAGACCCAAGCAGGUAUAUACAAAUCCCUGCAUUAGCGGAACACCUUUAACAGAUGACCUCAGCGGAGCUCCAAUUGCAUGCGCUCUUCGCUCCGACGAUGGCACCCUUUGUCCAUCCAGUCAUGAAUGCACAGCGGUAGCAGGAUCAACGCAAGCUGUGUGCUGUCAAAAAGAAUCGGAAGAAGUCAAGCCAGAAUUAGAUCAAAUAGCUGAAGAGAAUAGGCCUCAGACUAUGUGUGACUAUUUGCAUAGUUUCUCUGAAAAUAUGGAAGGUACCAGGGAUGGAAUGGCUAUGGCUCUGCCGCAGCCCAAGUGCGAUUCCGAAGGUAAUUUUGUGGCGGAACAAUGUGACGGAGAUUGCUGGUGCGUGGAUCAUUUCGGAACAGAAAUUCCGAAAACAAGAAACGCUGGAAAGAAUUGCACAGAAAUCUGGGAGACUUCCGACUGCUUAGAUCUGACUUGCCGCUUAGGUUGCGAUUACGGUUUCGUGUUGGACGAAGAGACCGGAUGUCCGACAUGCCAGUGCCGCGAUCCAUGCAACGGCAUCUCUUGCAACGAAGAUCAGCAGUGCCAGCUGGUGGAAGUCAGCUGCAAGGACCAUUAUUGCCCACCUGUACCUGCGUGUUUGCCGAAGAAAAUGGGUCAAUGUCCGUACCUGGUGGCAGCUUCGACGUCCUGCGAUUUCGAAUGUAACUCAGACAUGGCGUGCAAUGGUACCAUGCGGUGCUGUUCGAACGGAUGCGGUACUCAAUGCAUAGAGCCGAUGCUGUUAACCGGCUGUCAACAUAAGAAACAAGUGUUGGAGCAUCAAGCCAGGGAAUCUGGUAUACCUGCAGGUAGGGUUUACCUACCGCAGUGCAAAGAAGAUGGGGAAUACGAGACGAAGCAAUGCGAUCAUAAAGAAUGUUGGUGCGUCGAUUUCAGAGGUUUCGAGGUAUCCAAGACGCGCAAAUCAAGGAACGAAGCUUUGAGUUGCGAACAACUGGAGGAAGCAAGUACGUGUCCAACUUACAAAUGCAAGGAGGACUGUGAACACGGCUUUGAAAUGGACGAGCAUAAUUGCAGAACGUGCAGAUGCGCCGAUCCGUGUUCUAAAAUUUCUUGCAGAGAGGAUGGAGAGAUGUGUAGAUUGGUAAACGUUGAGUGCGUGUCGUGGCCAUGCCCAGCAGUUCCUAUGUGUUUGCCCAAAAAGGAAAAUCCUUGCCAGAACGGUGAACCUUUAAACCAAAUAUCUUGCGGCCCCGACCAGGAUGGCUGCCCCUCCAGUCAUAAGUGCCAAUUGAGUCCCAUCGGCGAAUACGCCGUGUGCUGUCCAAAACCCCGAGAUGUUUGCUUCGAAGCCUUAGAGACCGGAAAUUGUUCGGGCGAAGAAUCUAAGAACCUCACAAGAUACCGCUUCAAUCCGCGCACAAACAAAUGCGAAAACUUUAUGUAUUCCGGUUGCCAAGGUAACCAUAACAAUUUCCACUCUGAAGAGGUUUGCGGGCAGGUCUGUCCUGUGCUGAGUCAAUGCGAGAGGUUAAGAGAGAAGAACCAGAGAUCCGCAGAGCGUUACCACAAACCCACUUUCCUGCCGAAGUGUGAUCCGGAAACCGGUAAUUGGGAGAACGUUCAGUGUUUAGAUCACGUGGGUGUAUGUUGGUGCGUGAACCCUCAAGGUGAGCCGCUCAAGGGCACGUUAACCCGUGGGGCGCAACCGGAAUGCAACUUCCGACAGGCCCGGAACAGAGCGCGAGACCGCUCCGAUCUCGGAUCCGAUGCAGAUCUGGUUCUUGAAGAACUGCUGAUGCAGCUGGGUAACUUGCAGGCAACCGACGACGACGAAGAGGACGAAGCUGAAGUAGGUAUUAGCUGGGAGCUUCCGUUGAAAUCGCGAUGCGAAGCUCUGGGUAAGCAAUGCGACCGGGAAGGAAAGUUUCUUCCGGCCCAAUGCGAACAGGACGUUUGCUGGUGCGUAGACGAAGCCGGAAAUCAACUUCCAAACACAAACACCUUCAAACACGGCGAACAUCUGUGCUUACCGACACCGGUUGAAAGCGUGGAAAUCACAUUGGGUUUCCGCGGAGAGUACGACGAAGUAACCGCAGUGCCAGUCAUCAAUCAAAUCAGCAAAAUCACAAAGAACAUGAAAGGUACCGUCACCAAUGACGGUUUAGAGUACGAAGUGACUCCUGAUGUUUUAUACAUCAAAUUCUCUUUGAUCGGAAGCAACAAGGUUGAUGUCGCUUAUAGAUUAGAGCAAAUGGUUAUGCAACAAAGUUUGCCAGGUAUGACGGCGGAUAUAACAAGGUCCCGGUUUACACACAGAUUGGGAAACCUUGAGCAACCGCUGGUGGCUGAGAGGGUGGUAGCUUUGGAGCACCGCGAAAUCGUUUCUCAAUCGCCAGUCUCGUUGGUAGCUCAUUACCAUACGGCGCUCAUUGUGAUCGCGGCUGCUUCCGCUUUCGUUAUAUCUGUUUUAACGUUACUCGUCAUUUUAUACAAGCGCAAAAUGGCGAAUUUGAACAAUGCGACGGCAAAGAUCGUCGAGGACAAUCAGCGAUUCCUAUCGCUGAAUCGUCCUAUCUACAUCGAGUUGCCGCACGAUAAGCUUCCGGACCCGGCCACCAAACAGGAAGUGAAGGCGACAUAAGUGACGCAGCUAUAUAUAAACAUAUAUUUAUGAAAACUAACAUAUCUUUUAAUUUUUGAAAUUUUGUAAAUUUUCUGGCGGUGCCAAAGGAGUAAAGAUCGAGCGGACAUUUCUUUAUUAAUAUAGUAUUUCCUUCGCGCAAACCAUGUAUGCUUUUUAAUCUUUUGGCAACGAACGCUUUAAUUUAUUGUAAUCGUUUCUACCGUCUCUUUACUUCAUCCAAUUGGUGGAACUUCGAAAGCGUAAACGGGACGGUAGAUUGGAAUGAUUAUUUUUGUUUGAUUGUUCGAACUCGAAUCAUUCACGCAAGAUUACGAUAUAUUUUUUUUAUAAAUAUAUAUAUUAUGUAAGAAA
Molecule: messenger RNA, 5151 nt
Organism: Nicrophorus vespilloides
Lineage: Eukaryota; Metazoa; Arthropoda; Insecta; Coleoptera; Silphidae
Product: balbiani ring protein 3-like
Exons: 13
Coding region: 772-4797 (1341 amino acids)
Biological process (GO): cell-matrix adhesion
Cellular component (GO): extracellular region; basement membrane
Molecular function (GO): serine-type endopeptidase inhibitor activity
Source: RefSeq, a predicted model, not a curated record